Molecule: messenger RNA, 831 nt
Organism: Cyphellophora europaea CBS 101466
Lineage: Eukaryota; Fungi; Ascomycota; Eurotiomycetes; Chaetothyriales; Cyphellophoraceae
Product: adenylate kinase 1
Exons: 6
Coding region: 1-831 (276 amino acids)
Biological process (GO): ADP biosynthetic process
Cellular component (GO): mitochondrion; cytoplasm
Molecular function (GO): AMP kinase activity; ATP binding
Source: RefSeq, a predicted model, not a curated record
AUGGCUGACCUUCCCUCUGCGCCCGUCGAUACGAAAGCCGAAGACCUGAAAGAGCUCGUGAGAACUCUGGAGAACCGCGUCCGGGCACUUGAACACAAGAUCUCCGGCGAGGACAAGAAAACAGUCAGCGAUGGCAUGCGCCUGAUUCUGAUCGGUCCCCCAGGAGCGGGAAAGGGUACACAGGCGCCUAGAAUCAAGGAGAAGUACUGUGUCUGCCAUCUGGCUACUGGCGACAUGCUGAGAGCUCAAGUUGCACGCAAGACUCCGCUAGGGAAGGAAGCAAAGAAGAUUAUGGAUCAGGGAGGGCUUGUUUCCGACGAUAUCAUGUUGAAUAUGAUUCGGAACGAGCUAACGACCAACAGCGAGUGUCAAAAUGGCUUCAUCCUCGACGGUUUCCCGCGUACUGUUGCGCAAGCCAAGGGUCUGGACGACAUGCUGGUAGAAGAGAAGAAACCUCUCAAGCACGCCAUCCAGCUCGAGAUCGAUGACGGCCUCCUCGUCUCAAGAAUCACCGGUCGUCUCAUCCACCCUGCCUCAGGCCGCACGUACCACAAGGUCUUCAGCCCACCCAAGGCGGAGGGUAAGGAUGAUGUCACUGGAGAGCCUCUCAUCCAACGCACUGACGACAACGCCGAUACGCUCAAGAAGCGAUUGGCUACUUACCACUCGCAGACCAGCCCCGUGGUCGCAUACUAUCAGGACAAGGGCAUCUGGAGUGGCAUCGAUGCUAGCCAAGAGCCUGGCCUGGUAUGGAAGAACAUCCUGGGCGUGUUUGGUGAUGCGAAAGGGCAGCAAAGCGGCGGUGUCCUCGGAAAGCUAGGCUUGCGGUAA